CCUCCCGUUAAAAGUUUAUCGAACGUAAAAUCAGCUUAAAACACUUUAUCUUUACUAUUUUCACAUGAAAUAAUCUCACAUCAUGCUGUCAUCAGUCAAACUGAUUGUACGAAACCGUCAAUUGUGCAAUAAUUUGAGGUUACAAACGCUAGCAAGGAACAUGAGUCUUUUAAAACAUAAAGCCUUCGUCAACAAUGACUGGGUGCAAGGUGUGAGUGGUAAUACAUUUGAUGUUAUAAAUCCUGCUAACAGUCAAGUCGUAGGUUCUGUUCCUAAUAUGAAUACUGAGGAUACACAACAGGCCAUCGAGGCUGCUUCGUUGGCUUUCCAGACUUGGCAGGACACAACAGCUAAAGAAAGAUCUCAGUUGUUGAGGCGCUGGUUUGAUCUUAUGGUUGAAAAUAAACAGCAGUUGGCAGAGAUUAUGACGGCUGAGAGUGGGAAACCGAUAAAUGAGGCUUUGGGUGAGGUUGUGUACGGUAACUCGUUUGUAGAAUGGUUUUCUGAACAAGCUAGACGUAUUGAUGGUGAAAUCAUACAAAGUCCUACGCCAUCAAAACAGAUUCUAUUAACCAAACAGCCUAUUGGUGUUGUUGCUUUGAUUACACCAUGGAAUUUUCCACAUGCUAUGAUCACAAGAAAAGCUGCGGCUGCUUUAGCAGCUGGUUGUACGUGUGUUAUUAAACCGGCUGAAGACACACCGUUGACAGCACUUGCGUUAGCACAACUGGCACAAGACGCAGGUAUACCUAAAGGUGUUAUUAAUAUUGUCACGUGUGACCGGUCUCUGGCUCCUGAAGUCGGUAAGGUUUUAUGUGAGCAUCCAAAAGUUGCCGGUUUGUCUUUCACCGGUUCCACAGAAGUCGGUAAGAUUUUGUACCAGCAAUGUGCUAAGCAUGUUAAAAGAGUCGGUUUGGAAUUAGGAGGCAACGCACCGUUUAUAGUAUUCUCAAAGUCUGAUUUAGACAAGGCUGUUCAAGGGGCUAUGGCUUCAAAAUUCAGGAACUGUGGACAAACCUGUGUAUCCGCUAACAGAUUCAUUGUUCAAAAAGACAUCUUUGAUCAGUUUGUAAGCAAAUUAAAGUUCGCAAUGCACAAUCAACUUGUAAUAGGCGACGGUAAGGACACAAAAACCACAAUAGGACCUUUAAUCAACAAAGCACAAGCCACCAAAGUCCACGAUCUGGUCCAAGAUGCUUUAUCCAAAGGCGCUGAGGCUGUAGUCGGUGGCAAACCUGCAACCCAUGGAGCCCUAUUCUAUGAACCCACGCUACUCACAAACAUCAACAAAGACAUGCGAGUAUAUAGUGAAGAAAUAUUUGGACCAGUUGCAGUAUGCAUAUCCUUCGAAACUGAAGAGGAGGCUUUGAAUAUUGCAAAUGAUACUCGCAGAGGCUUAGCUGGAUAUUUUUAUAGUUCGGAUAUUGCUCAAGCUUUUAGGGUUGCAAAGAAAAUGGAAGUUGGUAUGGUUGGUAUAAACGAGGGCAUGAUUUCUGCAACUGAGGCUGCUUUUGGAGGGAUAAAGGAGUCAGGGGUUGGUCGAGAAGGGUCUAAGCAUGGGAUUGAGGAAUAUGUUUAUGUGAAGUAUACUUGUUUCGGAGGUUUGAAUUAA
Messenger RNA from Ctenocephalides felis (cat flea), 1612 nucleotides. RefSeq names its product glutarate-semialdehyde dehydrogenase DavD (gene Ssadh). Gene Ontology annotation, biological process: GABA catabolic process. Lineage: Eukaryota; Metazoa; Arthropoda; Insecta; Siphonaptera; Pulicidae. The record is from RefSeq and is a predicted model, not a curated record. Bases 83 to 1612 code for a protein of 509 amino acids. The transcript has a single exon. Gene Ontology annotation, molecular function: succinate-semialdehyde dehydrogenase (NAD+) activity.